GUCAGCUACCACCCACACAUUCCACCAUCCCGCAGUUUUCCCGGCCCCGCAGGUUUCCAAGCUGUCCAGCGUCCAACCAAAAAGAGAUACCCCAAUCAUGGCGGCUACUCCUCUUCCUUUCAAGGCGUACAGGUCUUGGGAGGUUGAUGGGAAGUUUAUGUGUGGCCCCGUCCCUGAUGUUACUCGGUUCCCCGAUAAGCUGCUGCCAGCGCCGAGACACUAACUCCCGACAUGCACGCAGUUCGGCGAUGGGCGUGAGAUCGCCCUGCUCGACUACGUCUACAGCCAUCCAGAACUUGACCACAUGCGGGGCAACUCUGCGAAGGUCUGCGAGGCGAUCGACGCCUUCGCCCGAUCUCACACCGGUCUGGUCAACAUCGGCGAGCUAAAGGGCGCCAUCGUCACCGAUCUCAUUGCCAAACACAAGCCCUCCGUUAUGCUUGAGCUGGGUGGCUACAUCGGCUACUCGGCAAUCCUGUUUAGGAAUGCCCUCAGGCAGGUUGGGGGGAAGCGUUUUUUGAGCGUUGAGAAGAACCCGCUCUUUGCCGCUGUGGCGGCCAGCCUGAUCGAUCUUGCUGGGCUCCGGGACACGGUCCGAGUUGUGGUCGGCACGGGCGCCGAAGGGAUCCGGCGCCUGCACGCGGAAGGGUCGUUGGGUACCCAGGUCGAUAUGGUGUUCUUUGAUCACCACAAGCCCUCUUACACCCACGAUCUCAAGCUCUGCGAGCGCCUGGGCUUGGUUGGAAAGGGCACGGUUCUGGUUGCAGACAACAUGAUCCUCCCGGGCAACCCAAAAUACGCGGCAUACGUGCGGGCCAGCGUCGGCGAGAAGCAGCAAAUGGCCGCGGGUGGAGAGGAGGUGGGCAACCCAAAUCUGCAGUACGUCAGCCGAUUCGUCCAGAACUACGAGCCCAGCGGAGAUCAGGAUGCCGUUGAGAUCACUGAAUGCACGGGAAUCGCGGCUUGAGGGGCUGAGAAAGACGCCAUCUACUUGUUCGUGCUACACACCCUGCUUGAUCAUACAGGAUUUCCCCAUAUGGCUGCGUCUAUGUCGCAGAAUGGCUUGCAUAGACGAAAGGACAUAGUUUAGAUUCCUAUGGAAAGACAUUCCUCUCAGCGAGUCCCUGAAGACCAGCUCGGUGCUAAAUUCCUGGUACAUGUACUUGUACAACAGGGCCGGGAACAGGCGACGUACUCGAAUGUAGCGAUUUUGUAUC
Molecule: messenger RNA, 1217 nt
Organism: Parathielavia appendiculata
Lineage: Eukaryota; Fungi; Ascomycota; Sordariomycetes; Sordariales; Chaetomiaceae
Product: S-adenosyl-L-methionine-dependent methyltransferase
Exons: 1
Coding region: 305-967 (220 amino acids)
Molecular function (GO): O-methyltransferase activity
Source: RefSeq, a predicted model, not a curated record